UAGACUCGCACCUUUGACUCAAUACUUGAUUGGUGUAUUAUAAUUCUGAUGCCUUCGUUUCUGUUUAAUCAGUUUGUUUUAUUACUUGGAUUUAGUAGGACUUUGACACUGGGUGCUCGCUAAGCGUACCAGUAAAGUUUACUUGCUACUUGAUUGCAUAAAACUCAACAGUUAUUACCGCGAAGUCAGCCAAAAAGAAUCUGCUCUGCACUUGUCUGUCAAAAAGCAUAUCAAAUUUUUAAUAUAUUUAAUUUUAUUCCUUAGGAUAUUGAACUUGUUGGAUAUUUAGCAAUGCCUACGCUGUCGUCAGUGUGCACUGUGCGCACGCUUGCACUCUACCCGUCGUCUAGUAUAUAUAGUUCUGUCUAUCAAGGGCCUUACUAGCUAUUCCCACGUGCACGUCGAAUUGUCGGUUACUUACUUAAUAUUAAUUGUAUUACUGUUAUAAUAAAUAAACUUAACUCAAACACGAAUAAUUAAUCCACUUAUUUAUAAUAGAACUAACGGAAAAUGUCGCUAGAUCAGAUUUAUUUACAGAAAUUUGAACAAGCUGCUGAAGAUAUUAAAUCUUUAACCAAACGACCAUCAGACGAUGAGUUGUUAGAAUUGUACGCACUUUUUAAGCAGGCUACGGUUGGUGACGUUAAUACUGAUCGUUCAGGAAUGCUCGACUUGAAAGGCAAAGCUAAAUGGGAUCGAUGGAAUGGUAAAAAAGGAAUUUUAAAGGAUGAAGCUAAAAAAUCAUACAUCGCUUAUGCAAUGGGAUUCCUCGCAACACAUAAAUAAAUUAUUUUACUUUUACUUUACAUCUUGAUGUAUACGUCAUACUUAUUAUAUUUCAUUUAAAUUCUUUUAGCAAAAUCUGAGUAAUUUUCUCAUUCUUUAUAAUUUAUAAUGAAUCUAAACUUUUUUGUAAAAUUAUUGAAAAAUUAUCUGAUGUUAUAAAUAAAAAAUUGUUUAA
Molecule: messenger RNA, 961 nt
Organism: Cotesia glomerata
Lineage: Eukaryota; Metazoa; Arthropoda; Insecta; Hymenoptera; Braconidae
Product: acyl-CoA-binding protein homolog
Exons: 3
Coding region: 511-786 (91 amino acids)
Biological process (GO): fatty acid metabolic process
Molecular function (GO): fatty-acyl-CoA binding
Source: RefSeq, a predicted model, not a curated record